Messenger RNA from Suillus clintonianus, 1735 nucleotides. RefSeq lists its product as uncharacterized. Lineage: Eukaryota; Fungi; Basidiomycota; Agaricomycetes; Boletales; Suillaceae. The coding region runs from base 136 to 1548 and encodes 470 amino acids. Gene Ontology annotation, biological process: tricarboxylic acid cycle. The record is from RefSeq and is a predicted model, not a curated record. Gene Ontology annotation, cellular component: oxoglutarate dehydrogenase complex. The transcript has 7 exons. Gene Ontology annotation, molecular function: dihydrolipoyllysine-residue succinyltransferase activity.
CGUGGUCACCGUGGCUAUCUUAUUAUACAUCAAUUUGUUCCGUACCCACUGUGACCGAUUGGACCUCAGGCUCCAUGGAACAUACCUCUUUUAUUUCCUGGACACCUUCCAUUACAUUAAUUCGACCCAUAGAACAUGCUAUCAAAUCGGGUCAUCGCUGCAGCACGCAGUCGUGCCUUUCUCGCAGGCAGAAACAGUGCCCAAUACCGUGACACUGCUGUAUCGUUGUCGAAAGGAUGGUGCGCGUUGCCAACUCUGGGUGUUCUUCUCUCUGUUGGCAGCAUAGCUUACGGAUGGUUACUUUGUUGUCUGUAUAGGAAAAUGGCCGGCUCGCAAAUGAGACGUGCACAGUUCCAUUCAUCGCAUCUCCUCCAAGCUGAGACUGUAAAAGUCCCACAGAUGGCAGAGUCCAUCUCCGAAGGUACUCUUCGGUCAUGGUCAAAACAGGUUGGGGAUAGCGUAGAGGCUGAUGAGGAAGUCGCGACGAUCGAGACGGAUAAGAUUGAUGUUUCCGUUAACGCGCCUAAAGCAGGGAAGAUUGUGGAGCUGCUAGCAAAGGAGGAUGACACUGUCAGUGUCGGUCAGGACCUCUUCAGAAUUGAACCUGGUGAAGGUGGUGCAUCUCCCGCUCCUCAAGAACAGAAGAAGGUAGACCCUGAAGAGCCUAAGGACCAAAAACUGGACAAGACAACGUCGGAGUCUUCCGCACCUUCAGGAGCAGACAAGCAGAGUGGUGUUAUUCCUUCCGAAGGACCUAAAGAGUCCAAGAAGGAAGUGAAGCAGGUCUCAAAACCAAAGGAGGACAAGUCAAAAGCACCUCCGGCCACGUCAAAGGCACCAGGCAAUCGGGGUGAGACAAGAGUCAAGAUGAACCGUAUGCGCCUGCGCAUUGCUGAGCGUCUCAAGGAGUCUCAAAACGCUGCCGCUUCACUCACGACAUUCAAUGAGAUCGACAUGUCGUCUCUCAUGGAGAUGCGAAAGAAGUAUAAGGAUGAGGUGCUCAAGGAACAUGACGUCAAGCUUGGUUUCAUGAGCGCAUUCGCUCGUGCAUGCGCGCUGGCACUGAAGGAAAUUCCUGCUGCAAACGCGUCCAUUGAGGGUGACGAGAUUGUCUACCAUGAUUUCGUCGACCUCAGUGUCGCUGUCGCGACUCCAAAGGGCUUGGUCACUCCCGUAGUGAGGAAUGCCGAGGGCAUGGGUUUUGUUGAGAUCGAGAAGGAAAUUGCCGCCCUCGGCACCAAGGCCAGGGAUGGUAAGUUGACUCUCGAGGACAUGGCAGGAGGUACCUUCACCAUUUCCAAUGGCGGCGUCUUCGGCUCAUUGUAUGGAACGCCCAUUAUUAACUUGCCUCAGUCUGCUGUGCUCGGCAUGCAUGCAAUCAAGGACAAACCCGUUGUAGUCAACGGCCAGAUAGUCAUCCGACCCAUCAUGGUUGUCGCCCUCACUUACGACCACAGACUACUCGAUGGUCGGGAGGCAGUUACCUUCUUAGUGAAGGUUCGCGACUACAUCGAGGACCCCCGCAAAAUGCUUCUUGCAUUGAACUGAGCUUGCCUUGGCGAAUUCUGAUGGCGAGAGACCCGCGGUUAGGUGCACUUGCUCUUAUAAGUUACAGUAAUUUCGCAGUUAGUAUUUCAGUGAUAAAUUCCUUGGUAUAUAGUUGUCAUUGUCGUUCUCACAUUACCACUCAUGGAUGACAUCAUCUUGCGGGACAAUGAGCAUGCUUAAUCCACCC